Messenger RNA from Candoia aspera, 2127 nucleotides. RefSeq names its product KLF transcription factor 12 (gene KLF12). NCBI's taxonomy places the organism in Eukaryota, Metazoa, Chordata, Lepidosauria, Squamata, Candoiidae. Gene Ontology annotation, biological process: regulation of transcription by RNA polymerase II. The transcript is spliced from 7 exons. Gene Ontology annotation, molecular function: DNA-binding transcription factor activity, RNA polymerase II-specific; RNA polymerase II cis-regulatory region sequence-specific DNA binding. The record is from RefSeq and is a predicted model, not a curated record. The coding region runs from base 1 to 1404 and encodes 467 amino acids.
AUGCUUUCUGCCCCACCCGCGGCGAACAGCCAGACCGCUGGGGCUGGGGCUGGCGGCACCCCUGGAUGUGAGAGGCGGCCUGGCCGGCCAACACCCUCCGAGAAAGCGCCUGGCAUCAUUUCCCCCGCCUACUGCUUUGGCGGCUCGGCUGGGCACGCCUGGUUGCUGGAGGGUUGCUGUGGCUCUGAAGGGGAAGUUUCUCCUAGGCUCAGCGUUGCUUUUCUUGUUCUCUUUAAGGCUAUUAACGUGCUGGAAAACAGAAUGUUAAUGCUUGAUGGGAUGCCUGCAGUCAGAGUCAAAACGGAGCUGCUGGAAUCAGAACAAGGGUCUCCCAACGUCCAUAAUUACCCAGAUAUGGAAGCUGUGCCCCUCUUGCUGAACACCAUGAAGGCAGAUCCAGAAGAAGAGGCCUUGUGCACAGAUCAUUUCCAGACGCAGACUGAGCCAGUGGACUUGUCAAUAAACAAGGCCCGAUCGUCCCCUCUGGCUGCUUCAUCUUCCCCAGUAUCCAUCACAGCAUCAGCACUGUCCCCCUCUUCGACUUCAACGUCCUCUAGUCGGCCAGCUUCAUCCCCAACGGUAAUAACGUCCGUGGCAUCGGCAGCCUCGGCACCAUCAGUAUUAACUCCAGGCCCGCUUGUGGCAUCUGCCUCUGGUGUUGGAGGGCAACAGUUUUUGCACAUAAUCCACCCGGUGCCACCUUCAAGCCCCAUGAACCUACAGACCAACAAAAUGAGUCACGUACACCGCAUUCCAGUGGUGGUGCAGUCGGUACCGGUGGUCUACACUGCGGUCAGAUCACCAGGGAAUGUCAACAACACUAUAGUAGUACCGCUGCUAGAGGAUGGGAGAAGUCAUGUCAAAGCACAAAUGGACCCACGUGGCCUGUCUCCCAGACAAAUCAAGAGCGACAGUGAUGAUGAUGAUGACCUGCCCAAUGUGACUUUGGACAGUGUGAAUGAAACUGGAUCCACUGCCCUCUCGAUAGCCAGAGCUGUUCAAGAAGAGAGCAUGUGGGGCUGUGCCAGGUCAGCAGUUAACCCUUUUCGUUUUUUCAACUCCAGUUCAAUUUCUCCGUUUAGUAUCGAAAGCACGAGACGCCAGAGAAGGUCUGAGUCGCCUGACUCCCGGAAGCGCCGCAUCCACAGGUGCGAUUUUGAAGGGUGCAAUAAGGUUUACACGAAGAGCUCCCACCUGAAGGCUCACCGGAGGACGCACACAGGAGAGAAACCAUACAAAUGUACCUGGGAAGGGUGCACGUGGAAAUUUGCUCGCUCAGACGAACUGACGAGGCACUACCGCAAACACACGGGAGUGAAGCCGUUCAAGUGCGCAGACUGUGACCGAAGCUUUUCCCGUUCAGAUCACUUGGCAUUGCACCGCCGAAGGCACAUGUUGGUCUGAAAAAUGCUACCUUGUCUGUCUGUCCAUAUAUAUAUAUAUAUAUAUAUAUAUAUAUAUAUAUAUAUAUAUAUAUAUAUAAUGAUAUUUCAAGAGCUGGGUCUCUUUUAAGUACAGUGCAUUCAGCAGGACUGAAUCCUGUUUUGAUGGUGUUAGCACAAAAGGGGCGUUCUGCGUUGUCCCCAUAUACACAAAGAAGCAGGAACGAGAAUGCUACAAUCUUCCCUCCCAGCUCAAGCAGGCUGUCCAGCACAGGCCCAAGGCAUCACCUUUGGCUGGGGAUAAACACCUAACUGCAGCAAGAUUGGGCAUUAUUUUCUAACCCACGUCCUUUUAAAAGUAUUUAUGGCUUGUAUUUUUUUUUCUCAACUAUCAACACUUUUUUCUCCUGAAGAAUUUCUGCUAUUACGAAGACUGGAUGUCAUAAACUGUAGAAAAGGACACGUCCUCAAGAGCUUUCUCUUCAUUUGCUGCUGCUGCUGCUGCUUCUUAUUUUUAUUUUUAUUUUAUUUUAUUAUUAUUAUUAAUAUUAAUAUUAUUAUUAAUUUUUUCCCUGUUAAAACACUGCAGAAUAUCACCCUGCCUGAUUGUUGGAAAAAAUCAACAAUUUCCUAAGCCAGCUGAGCAGACUGGAAAGAGGAGGGAUAAAUAAAAAAAUGAAGCUCCUUGAAGUGAAAAAGAUUUCUCAGCACACUUAUGCAAUAAAGAUGGUGGUAUUUGUACAUA